GUUUCAUUUCGUCAGAAAUGGUUUUGUCGCAUGCUGCUCAUCUGUUUUGUAGUUAGUGGAGAGCAGAGUUCGACUUCAUAUUUGACUAUAUAUGUACAGUUCAUGUAAUUGCAAGGGCCAACAGUCAUGUGUUGUACGGUGACGGACAUGGAUACAACAGCUCUGAUCUACAAGGUCCUCUGUGCCCAUAAUGGGUCCUUUGAGCUGGGAGAAUUGCGUGCCAACAUUAGCACGAUGGAAGAUGACCUGGAAAGUGUUUUAGGGAAUCAGGAGAUGUUUACCUGUGCUGUCUCGAAGGGAAACAAACGGAUAGUUGCCCAGACGAAGAUGAGGUUAUGCAGAGCUAAAGGAUGUAGUGGCUGCAGCAAUUUACACCUGUGUAAGUUCUACUUGUAUGGAACAUGUCCAUCCAAUGAGAGACAAGGAUGCCGUCUCUGCCAUGAGCUGACGUCAGAGCACAACAUCAGAGUCCUGAGAGAGCACCACCUGGAAGAACUGGACAGGAAGGAGCUGUUUACAUUACUGCUGCAGAAUGACAACGCCCUUUUACCCCCAGUUUGCUUCACAUACAACAAAGGUAGUGGAGAGUACGGAUACUGUCCUGACAAGGAGAAAUGCAGAAGACUCCACGUCUGUCAGCGCUACAUUACAGGAACCUGUGCUGCAGAGGUGGACUGUAACAGGUCUCACGACUUCUACGAGCCCCACCCACUCAACACCCUACAGCAGAGGGGAGUACCUAAUGAACUGGUGGCAUCCAUGUUGUCCACCUACCGCAACAUCCAGGCAAUCAGGGAUACAAUUGAUGAUAGUGACAACCCACGUUGCAAAAAAGACUCUGGUAACCGCCUGCUGAAAUCCAAAGCUUUACCAAACCACUGGGAUAAAUCUUCAGUACCUGAAACUGGAUUCAAGAGGGUUGCUGUGCAGAGUUCCUCAGCUGAGCACAAGAAUAUUCUGGAUCUUUUCCAUCAAACUAUGACUGGCUUCAAUGUGACGACUAUUGAGAGGGUGCAAAAUCGAAUCCUGUGGGAGGUCUUUUCGUGGCAAGGAGAUGUGAUGAGAAAGACAAACGCAGGGAAGGAGAAUGAGAAGCAGCUCUUCCAUGGAACAGAAUCGAAACACGUGGACGCUAUAUGCCUGCAGAACAUAGACUGGAGGAUGGGUGGAACACAAGGAACGCCCUAUGGGCAAGGAAGCUACUUCUCCAAGGAUGCCAAGUUCUCCCACAGCUACACCAGCCAGUCAGAAGUCAGGUCCAUGUUUGUUUGUCGUGUGCUGGUGGGAAACUACACACAAGGACACUCCAGCUACCUCUGCCCCCCCUCAAAAGAUGGAAGUCACACCAUCUCCUAUGACAGCUGUGUGGAUGAUAUCUACAACCCCUCUGUAUUUGUGGUGGUCAGGAAGCAUCAGGUUUACCCAGAGUACCUUAUUCAGUACAGGGAAGGGUCCAGGCCUGGGACCUAUGUUCCACCACCUAACUUUGUCCAGAACCAGAGCCACCACAACAUGCACUGGACAUCUAUUCCAGUCAUGCUAUGCUCACCAGCCACCCCUGUGCUGCCCAACAAUGCAAGGUUCAGAUCUCCUUGCCCAACAGGACCUGCCUUUGCCCAGCCCGCACUCAGUACCCAGCCACUAUUUUCACACUACUCAAACCCACCCAGGCCUCCCUCCAAUCCCUCUGUUUCAAACCCUUCAAGACAAGAGAAGAGAACCCCCAGACCUACCUUGACACAUGCUUCUGCACAGUUUGGCUCCCUUAACUCCUUGACACAUCCAUUGUUUCAGCCAGGCCUGAUGACUUACGUCCCUCAUCCACCACCCUGGGUCGGCUCUAUGACCUCCAUUCCACGCGCACCUCCACCCAGGACAAGAUCACAGUUUGCUAAAAUGAAAGCAAAAAGUACAUCAAUGGCAUCACUAGAUAAUCUAUAAUCCUUGGUAGUCUAUUUUUAUUUAUUUAGAAGGAAAUUACCUUGUGUGUAAAUAAAUUGUAUUUCUGGA
Messenger RNA from Oncorhynchus tshawytscha (Chinook salmon), 2010 nucleotides. RefSeq names its product protein mono-ADP-ribosyltransferase PARP12. Bases 127 to 1941 code for a protein of 604 amino acids. NCBI's taxonomy places the organism in Eukaryota, Metazoa, Chordata, Actinopteri, Salmoniformes, Salmonidae. The transcript is spliced from 7 exons. Gene Ontology annotation, molecular function: NAD+ poly-ADP-ribosyltransferase activity; metal ion binding. The record is from RefSeq and is a predicted model, not a curated record.